AGUGAAGGAUGAUGAGAAGUGAGGCAGAGGCGCGAGCACACAUACACACACACACACUUGCUCUCUCGCGCACGUAUCGUAAUCUCACCGAGGAGAGAGAGAGAGAGAGAGAGAUGAGGAGGAGGAGGAUGGUGCUGAUGAUGGUGCUGUGGGUCUCAACGUAAAAUCCCGUGCAUUGUUUUCGGAACAAAGUGGAGCUGAAUGCCGCCGCUCGCGGGAAAGACUGCAGCAAAAUGAGGACAGUGACGCGCCAUGGAGCAGCCGUGUUUCUGGCCAUCACCAUGUGCACCAGCUUGUUCUUCAUAUACAAUGUCAACACCAACAGCAGCAACAGUGACAGCAGAGCCGGAAGAUCUUCUUCCUCAUCCACCCGGAAACCGCGCAAAGCGCCUCCAGCUCCAGCUCUGCAGGGCUACAUCAGCAUUAUUGACCACAGCCCCCUGAAGAUGCAUUGCGGAAGCUGCUCAUUGGUCACUAGCUCCGGUCACCUGACAGCCGGAGGACGAGGCAAGGAGAUUGACAGCGCCGAUUGUGUGAUCCGCAUGAACGACGCGCCCAGCAGCCGCGGGUUUGGUCCAGACGUGGGCCGACGCACUACCCUGAGGGUGAUCGCGCAUUCUAGCAUGCAGCGCGUUCUACGUGGCCGUAACGAGCUGCUCAACUCCAGCCAAGACACCGUGUUCAUUUUCUGGGGCCCGAGCAACUACAUGCGGCGGGAUGGAAAGGGCCUGAUCUACAACAACCUGCGCCUCAUGAAUCAGGUGCUGCCCAAGCUGAAGGUCUACAUCAUCUCCUGGCAGAAGAUGCUGCAGUUUGACGAGCUCUUUAAAAAAGAGACUGGAAAAGACAGGAGGACAUCCAACUCCUGGUUAAGUACGGGUUGGUUCACGAUGACGAUAGCCCUAGAGCUGUGUGACCGAAUCAACGUUUACGGCAUGGUGCCUCCAGAUUUCUGCAAGGACGUUCAGCGCCCGUCCGUCCCUUACCAUUAUUACGAGCCCCGGGGGCCAGACGAAUGUGCCAUGUACAUCUCUCACGAGCGCGGACGCCGAGGCAGCCAUCACCGCUUCAUCACGGAAAAGCGCGUCUUUGCUAGCUGGGCACGGACGUUUGACAUCCAUUUCUACCAGCCCGACUGGAGCCCAACACCUUUACCUAAAAACAGCACGGGGACCACAGUACACCCUCAGUCACGGAGGACAUGACUUCAAACUUUGUCUAUCUGCAAUAGAACUAUAGUGUCCACAGGCUAAUACGUACAAAGAGCUGUCUUGCUUUAUUUUUUCCAUACUGACUGAGCAAAUACGGAGCUCAACAAGCGUCCGGUCUGUGUUUGUUCUCUGGAUGCAUGGACGUUUCCAAACCACUAAACAGAAAUUUAUGCUACUGUGAUAUUGGCGGAGUUCCUCAGGGCUCCGUGUCGGGACCACUUUAUUUCGGAAGCAUGUGUAGAAGAGAUAUAUCGAGAUAAAUCAUGUCUACGUAUUAGUGUUAAGGUCUGAAAUGAAUGAAUCCUGGAUGAUACUGGAAUUAUCUACAAACCUCCACGUUACCUAAAAGAGGCAUGUGUCAUUUUUUAUACAUUUUGAUCAGAAAAAAGGUUUCAAGAAGCUAUAUGGAGAUAUUAUUUAAGGACGACCUUGUUUUGGUCUUAAUUUUGCUGUUUUUUUAUCCACUAUAGUUUUUUUCUUUGCUUUGCAGAAUUCUCAGGAUCUGUUGCAUUUUGUAAAACAAACUGUAAUGUAUAUAUAAGCAGACCAUACAAACACAAGGUAACGGGAGUACAAGUAAGUAAAUUACAUUUCAAUUAAAUGGUACAAACAA
Messenger RNA from Hemibagrus wyckioides, 1824 nucleotides. RefSeq names its product ST6 (alpha-N-acetyl-neuraminyl-2,3-beta-galactosyl-1,3)-N-acetylgalactosaminide alpha-2,6-sialyltransferase 5a (gene st6galnac5a). The transcript has 5 exons. Bases 234 to 1205 code for a protein of 323 amino acids. Gene Ontology annotation, molecular function: alpha-N-acetylgalactosaminide alpha-2,6-sialyltransferase activity. NCBI's taxonomy places the organism in Eukaryota, Metazoa, Chordata, Actinopteri, Siluriformes, Bagridae. Gene Ontology annotation, biological process: ganglioside biosynthetic process; oligosaccharide metabolic process. The record is from RefSeq and is a predicted model, not a curated record.